UUAUUUCAUAUCGCCACCCUGCGUCGUUCUUUUCUGCCAGCUCCUCCACCCAUUACCCAGCUCUUUUCCUCUGAGCCCUCAGCCUCUGUAUCACCCAACGACUUGCUAUUAUAUCCGUUUCAACCACCAACCGCGACGGACAACGUCAAACUCGAGCGAUUAACCGAUAUACAAACCUGACUGAGUGGUACACUCUUACCAACCCAACUUCCUAAUUAACAUCUUUGACUAAUCAAAUCACGCGUCAUAAUGACGCACAAUGCUGCAGAAGAAAAGAAGACUGUUCAAACUCGGCUUUACAAGUCAAUCGAUGAUAGCAUAGGUGAGGCCUCUUAUCGCUAUGAAAAAUUCAUUAAGGACCAAUAUGCCCCAAACACCAAUUUGAUUCCUGGGCGAAUUUUUACUGGUAUCACCAACUUGGAUCAACUGUACAAUGCCCGGGAACUCAUUCUUAACGCUGGCACCGCCAUUGAAAUAUUAUUUUUUGCCUGCAUUCCAAGCAAUGUCUCCUCCACAUACUCUGUCAUCCUCAACGAAAGGAUUCCAUGGGAUAAGCUACCGAACCUUCGCUAUCUAUCCAUUACCGCUCCUCUUUUCCGUAAAGGCCCAAGCGGAUUUGAACCCUACGAAAUAUACCUCCAUGAGCCGGGCCAAGAGUUCAGAGGUCUGGAUCAUUUGGAAUUAGUGCUCACAUGUGACAUGUGUAGUAACAAGGACAUAAUGUCGUUUAUAGACGAUUACGGCUAUACUCUGGUAGAACAAAUUGGCCAAAACCUAUUCAAAGGCAAAAGACAAAAGAAGCCAUUGAUACUGUUUGUGCCGGGUCACAAUAUUGAAAGGUCUUCGUGGGGAUACAAGUAUCUCAAAGAACCAACCUUGGCCAUUCAGCAACACAUAGACAACUGGUUUGCAGUUUCGGGCAUGAUUGAAUGAUGGCAUGGAUGAAAGAUACAUUGUUAACAGUUUGUUUAUAACUGUAUAUAGAUAUUCAUGUCUAUUAUUAUUAACUAU
Messenger RNA from Cryptococcus deneoformans JEC21, 1011 nucleotides. RefSeq lists its product as hypothetical. The transcript has 2 exons. Bases 250 to 933 code for a protein of 227 amino acids. NCBI's taxonomy places the organism in Eukaryota, Fungi, Basidiomycota, Tremellomycetes, Tremellales, Cryptococcaceae. The record is from RefSeq and is a predicted model, not a curated record.